CCUCUGGAAUGCAUCAGCUCACUUAUCUGUGCACAAUCCACACACAACUGGAUGCGCACGAGCAGACUUCACAAGUUGCAAUGUACAUCUGUUUAUAGCCUGGCAGCCUCACAGAAAGCUUUCAGUCACUUUUCUUCUUUUCCGCAGUUUGCUUCUGAACGUUUUUACCUGCAAGUAAAAGUGCAGACAGUCCUCUGUCGGGUCCCAGGCGAAUCUCCUAUCCGGGAGACAAGCUUUGACUCCAGACAGGAGAGGUCGACAGGGCUGUUAAACUACAUAAGGUGAAUUCCCUUCACUGAAGUCGUACAACUUGAGAGUGGAUAUGCCAGAAAUGAAGCGCGGAGGACGGUUGCUGCAGUUGACCGUGGCUCUGGUGGCUUUGCUGUCGCUCUGCGCCGAGUAUGGACACGCAGCAGAGCUGGAGGACACCGAAGUCACCGAGCUGUCGACGAAGCAGACCGACACCAGAGCCAAUAGGGCCAAGAGGAGGGGAGGGACGGACGUUCUCAGAGGACCAAAUGUGUGCGGCUCAAGAAAUAACGCCUACUGCUGCCCAGGUUGGAAGACUCUGACUGGAGGAAACCAGUGCAUUGUUCCCAUCUGCCGGAGCUCAUGUGGAGAUGGUUUCUGCUCCAGACCCAACAUGUGCACCUGUCCCAACGGUCAGAUCGCCCCAUCCUGUGGAUCCAAGUCAGUCCAGCACUGUAACAUUCGGUGUAUGAAUGGCGGAACAUGUGCAGAGGACCAGUGCUUGUGUCAGAAAGGCUACGUAGGAAAUCACUGUGGUCAACCGGUAUGUGAAAAUGGCUGUCUUAACGGAGGAAGGUGCGUGGCUCCCAACAGAUGUGUGUGCACGUACGGCUUCACCGGGGCUCAGUGUGAGCGAGACUAUCGCACUGGGCCGUGCUUUGCCUCAGUAAGUAACCAGAUGUGCCAAGGACAGCUCACAGGCAUUGUGUGCACAAAGACUUUGUGCUGUGCCACAGUGGGACGGGCGUGGGGUCACCCCUGUGAGAUGUGCCCAGCCCAGCCUCACCCCUGCCGAAGAGGGUUCAUACCAAACCACCGCACCGGAGCAUGCCAAGAUGUGGAUGAGUGCCAGGCCAUCCCUGGCAUCUGUCAAGGAGGAAACUGUAUCAACACUGUUGGAUCCUUUGAAUGUAAGUGCCCCGCUGGGCACAAGUUCAACGAGAUCUCACAGAAAUGUGAAGAUCUGGACGAGUGCUCAAACAUUCCAGGUAUUUGCGGUGUGGGUGAAUGCUCUAAUACUGUCGGCAGCUACUUCUGCAAAUGCUCCCAGGGGUAUUACACCUCAGUGGAUGGAUCCAGGUGUAUAGAUGCUCGUGGUGGGUACUGCUACGCCAGCGUGUUGAACGGGCGCUGCGCCAACCAAAAUUCACAGCUGUUGACCAAAAUGCAGUGCUGCUGUGAUAGUGGACGCUGCUGGUCUGACGGGUCCACCCCUGAAAUUUGCCCCAUCCGUGGAACAGAAGAGUACCAGAAACUUUGCAUUCAGAUACCUGACACAACUAUACCAGGUCGUGUCCCAGGGAUCCCUGAUAUACCUGGAAUCUACCCAGUUCCAUAUCCUGCACAUACUCCUGGGCAAGGUCCUCAAAUUCCAGGGCAGAUUCCAGGGCAGAUUCCAGGGCAGAUUCCAGGAGUGUUUCCGGGACUGUUUCCAGGACAACAACCUAUACAGCCUCCUUUGCCAGGCCCUGUUAUUAUCCAAACCCAGAAUAUCACCAACAUGUGCCAAGCCUUCCGCAACCUCUGCCCGAAUGGCAGGUGUAUCCCCGUGCCAGUCGUUGGGUUUCGCUGUGAGUGCAACAUGGGCUUCAACUUGAACGAACAAGGAGAGUGCGUCGAUAAUAAUGAAUGUACGAGGAGCCCAUGCGCACAUGGAGAAUGUGUGAACACGGCUGGAUCUUACAUCUGUCAGUGUCCUGCUGGAUUUCAGUCGACCUCAACCAAGACAGAGUGCCGAGAUCUGGACGAGUGUGUGGCCAACGGUCGUAUUUGCAACAACGGCCGCUGUGUGAACACUGAAGGCAGCUUCCACUGUGUCUGUAAUGCUGGAUUUGAAAUUUCUCAAGAUGGCAAAAACUGUCAAGACAUGGACGAGUGUCUGAUCAGGAACAUGUGCCUCAAUGGACUGUGCAUCAAUGAAGAUGGCAGCUUCAAAUGCAUCUGCAAACCUGGAUUCUAUCUUGACACCAGUGGACGCAUGUGUGUAGACAUUGAUGAAUGUGAGACUCCAGGCAUGUGCAUGAACGGCCACUGCGUCAACACUGAGGGGUCCUUCCGCUGUGAGUGUAUGGCCGGGAUGGCAGUGGGCCUGGAUGGACGGGUCUGUGUUGACACACAUAUGCGCAGUACGUGCUAUGGUGGCUACAAGCGAGGGCAGUGUGUUAAGCCUUUAUUUGGAGCUGUGACCAAGUCAGAGUGCUGCUGUGCCAGCACAGAAUACGCCUACGGAGAGCCCUGCCAACCAUGCCCACCACAAAGCUCUGCUGAGUUCCUGGUUCUGUGCCCCACUGGCAUCGGAACAACCGGCGAUGGACGAGAUAUUAACGAGUGUGCCCUCGACCCUGAGAUCUGCCAGAAUGGAGUGUGUGAGAACACGCCGAGGACGUACAAAUGCGCCUGCAAUGCAGGUUUUGAAGUAGACCUGACAGGGAAAAUCUGUGUUGAUGUCGAUGAGUGUCUGAUGAACAGGUUGCUGUGUGAAAAUGGUCUGUGCAGGAACACACCUGGGAGUUUCACCUGCCAGUGUCCCAAGGGAUUUCGCUUUGAUCCUGAGACAGACGUCUGCGAGGAUGUGAAUGAGUGUGAGUCUAGCCCUUGUAUUAAUGCGGAUUGUGUGAACAGCCAAGGGUCCUUUGUGUGCUUGUGUUCAACGGGCAGUUCCCUGGAUAGCACUGGGCUGGAGUGCAUAGAGACUACUAAGAGCACUUGCUGGCUGAAGAUCAUCAACAAUCGCUGUGAGGUCAACAUCAACGGGGCCACACUUAAGUCCCACUGCUGUGCCACACUGGGAGAAGCUUGGAACAGCCCAUGUGCCAAAUGUGAAAAAGAUCCAAUCUGUAGUAAAGGCUUUUCUAGAGUCAAAGGAAACAUCUGUGAAGAUGUGGAUGAGUGUCAAGUAUUUCCUGGAGUGUGCAUCAAUGGCAAAUGCAUCAACACACCGGGCUCCUUUUUCUGCCAGUGUCCUCCGGGAAUGACUGUAGAUGUCAGCGGCAGGAUGUGCAUCGACCUGCGUACGGAGCUGUGCUACCUCACACAUGAGGAUGAGCGCUGUGGGACUCCCAUCCCUGGGAGGCACCGUGUGGAUGCCUGCUGCUGCUCAGUUGGCGUUGCCUGGGGUCCUGAAUGUGAUGAGUGUCCGGAAAAAGGCACUCCAGAAUUUAACCAGCUCUGUCCUCGGGGCCCAGGCUUCUCGCACAGGGGUGACUUCAUUAACGGCAGGCCCUUCCUUAAAGAUAUAAAUGAAUGCAGGAUGAUAAGCACUCUGUGCUCUAAUGGGAGGUGCAGAAACACCAUUGGUAGCUUUCGUUGUCGCUGUGAUAACGGCUAUGCUCUGGACUCUGAUGAGAGGAAUUGUACUGACAUCGAUGAGUGCCGCAUCUCUCCGGACCUGUGUGGACCGGGCACCUGUGUCAAUACACCUGGAGAUUUUGAGUGCGAGUGCUUUGAAGGUUAUGAGAGUGGCUUCAUGAUGAUGAAAAACUGCAUGGACAUCGAUGAGUGUGAGAGAAACCCUCUGUUGUGCCGAGGAGGUGAGUGCUUAAACACAGAGGGCAGCUUCCAGUGCGUCUGCCCGGAGGGACAUGAGAUCGCACCCGAUGGAUCGGCCUGUUUAGAUAUCAAUGAAUGUGAGUUGAGCGACAGGCUGUGCAAGAAUGGCCAGUGUGUGAAUAUGAUCGGCCGAUACCAGUGUACCUGCGACACAGGAUACAAAUCCACUGAGAACAGACUGGAGUGCGUCGACAUCGAUGAGUGUACCAUUGAGAACGGGGGCUGUGAGACUUUCUGCACCAACUCAGAGGGAAGCUAUGAAUGCAGCUGCCGCCCUGGGUACGCACUGAUGCCCGAUCUAAGAAGCUGUACUGAUAUCGAUGAAUGUGAAGAGAGCCCAGACAUCUGUGACGGGGGCCAGUGUACGAACACACCGGGGACUUACCAGUGUCUGUGUUUUGAUGGCUUCAUGUCAUCUGAGGAUUUGAAGACCUGCCUGGAUGUGGAUGAGUGCGAGUUAAACCCGAACAUCUGUCUGAGUGGAAACUGUGAGAACACCAAGGGAUCCUUCAUCUGCCACUGUGACCUGGGCUACUCUGUGCGCAAAGGAACCACAGGCUGCACAGAUAUCAAUGAGUGUGAGAUCGGAGCCCAUAAUUGCGAUAGACAUGCAACCUGCACCAACACAGCCGGCAGUUUCAAGUGUAAUUGUGCUCCGGGGUGGAUUGGCAAUGGUCUUAAAUGCACAGACCUGGAUGAGUGUUCGAAUGGGACACACAUGUGCAGCAACAACGCAGACUGUCUCAACACCAUGGGCUCCUAUCGAUGUGUGUGCAAGGACGGAUUCUCUGGAGAUGGAUUCUAUUGCUCAGAUAGCGAUGAGUGUGCAGAGAACAGCAACCUGUGUGAAAAUGGCCACUGUCUGAAUCUGCCAGGAGGCUUCCGCUGCGAGUGUGACAUGGGCUUCAUCACCACUCCUGACGGCAAGGCCUGCGAGGACAUAGAUGAAUGUACCUUUGCUGACAUCUGUGUCAAUGGACGCUGCCAGAAUAUCCCGGGACUUUUUAGAUGUGAAUGCAGCAUUGGUUAUGAACUGGACAGAAGUGGAGGCAACUGCACAGAUAUCAAUGAAUGUGCUGACCCGACCAUCUGUAUUAAUGGAAUGUGCGUUAAUAUCCCUGGAAGCUACCACUGUAACUGCCCACCAGACUUUGAACUCAAUCCCACUCGGGUGGGCUGCGUAGACACUCGCUCUGGUAGUUGCUUUCGGGAUGUUCGUUUGCGAGGAGAUGCCUCAGAAAGUUUGGACUGCUCCAAUGAGAUUGGAGUUGGUGUCUCCAAGGCGUCCUGUUGCUGCUCCAUGGGCCAGGGCUGGGGAAAUCCAUGUGAAUUAUGCCCACCUGUAAACUCAUCUCAGUACAAGACUCUGUGUCCUGGAGGCGAAGGUUUCCGACCAAACCCCAUCACUGUCAUCUUGGAAGACAUCAAUGAGUGUCUGAUAUUGCCAGGCUUGUGCCAGGGAGGACGGUGCAUCAACACAUUUGGUAGUUUCCAAUGUGAAUGUGAGAGAGGUUUUGCCCUCAACCUGGAAACCAGAGUUUGUGAAGAUGUCGAUGAGUGUGAACGGCCAGGCAUCUGUGGCCCCGGCCAGUGCUACAACACCAUCGGGAACUACACCUGUAUCUGCCCCGUGGAUUACAUGCAGGUCAAUGGAGGGAACAACUGCAUGGACAUGAGGAAGAGCUACUGCUUCAGGAACUUUUAUUCUGACAACCGGACAUGUGACGGGGAGCUGACCUUCAACAUGACCAAAAAGAUGUGCUGCUGCUCCUACAACAUUGGCCGUGCGUGGAAUAAACCCUGCGAACAGUGCCCCGUGCCCAGCAGCGAUGAGUUUGCGAUCCUGUGCGGCAGUGAGAGACCAGGAUACUAUAUUGACAUCACCACUGGACAGAUUAUUGAUAUCGAUGAGUGCAGGGAAAUCCCGGGAAUCUGUGAGAAUGGCGUGUGCAUCAACAUGGUUGGCAGCUUCAGGUGCGAGUGCCCCAUUGGCUUCAUCUACAACGACAAGCUGCUGAUUUGUGAAGAUAUUGAUGAGUGUCAGAAUGGACCGGUGUGCCAGCAGAAUGCAGACUGUCUGAACUUGCCCGGAAGCUUCCGAUGCGAGUGUAAAGCUGGAUAUCGCUUCACUCCCACUGGGCAGUGUCUUGACCGUAACGAGUGCAUCGAGAACCCUGGCAUAUGCAAUCCUGGUCAGUGCAUUGACACGUUGGGAAGCUAUCGCUGCUUCUGCCCCAGUGGCUUCAAAACAACUCGGGACCAGUCAAUGUGUGUCGACGUGGACGAGUGUGAGAAACAGCCUUGUGGAAACGGGACCUGUAAGAACACAGUAGGCUCCUACAACUGUCUCUGCUACCCCGGCUUUCAAAACUCGCACAACAGCGACUGCAUAGAUGUCGACGAGUGUGCGACGCAGAGGGGCUUGUGUCGAAACGGGCUGUGUGUGAACACAGUGGGUACAUUCCACUGUGUGUGCAAUGACGGCUAUGAGCUCACUUUAGAUGGCAGGCUGUGUGUAGAUAUUAAUGAAUGUGCAGUGAAUCCAGGCAAAUGUGGUGCAGGAACUUGCCUGAAUUUGGAUGGCUCUUACAGGUGUAUCUGCCCAUCCGGCUACCACCUCCAUGGGGAAACCUGUAAAGAUAUUGAUGAGUGCGCCCAGUCACCUGAGAUCUGUCAAUAUGGAACCUGCUCUAACACUGAAGGAAGCUUCAUCUGCUUGUGCCCCGAGGGCUUUCAGCUCUCUGCGUCCGGACGCAGAUGUAUAGAUAUCCGUGUGAACUACUGCUAUACAAAGUUUGAAAAUGGGCGCUGUCUUGCUCCAAAGCCUCAAAACACUACUAAGGAAGCGUGCUGCUGCACCGGCAUGCCUGGUCAAGGCUGGGGAGACCCCUGUGAAAUCUGCCCCAACAAAGAAGAGGAGGCGUAUCGCGUUCUCUGUCCCAAUGAGGGAUAUGAACGGGGACCAGAUGACCAUCCGAAAGAUAUUGAUGAAUGCAUCAAUGAUCCUUGUAUUAAUGGCCAAUGCAUUAACACGGACGGCUCUUUCCGCUGUGAGUGUCCCAUGGGAUACCACCUUGACAUCAGUGGAGUCAGAUGUGAAGACACUAAUGAGUGUGAGGUUGGCAGUCCCUGUGGUAACGGCACAUGCACUAAUGUCAUUGGAGGAUUUGAGUGUACGUGUGAUGACGGCUUUGAGCCUGGGCCAAUGAUGACCUGUGAAGACAUCAACGAGUGCGCCCAGAAUCCUCUGCUGUGCGCCUUCCGCUGUGUUAAUGUAGUGGGCUCGUACGAGUGUAAAUGCCCCACAGGCUACGUGCUGCGUGAGGACAGGAGGAUGUGCAAAGACCAAAAUGAGUGUGAAGAUGGUAUAGAUGACUGUGCCAGCAGAGGCAUGACCUGCAAGAACCUGAUUGGUACAUAUAUGUGCAUCUGUUCACCUGGAUACACGCGCAAGCCCGGCGGAGAGGGUUGCAUGGAUCUGAAUGAGUGCUCAGUCAAACCAGGUAUCUGUAAGAACGGCCGUUGUGAGAACACAGUAGGAAGUUACCGAUGCAGAUGUGACCAAGGAUUCAUCCCUAACCCCACUCAGACAGAAUGUAUUGAUAACCGUGAAGGCGUCUGUUUCACUGAAGUUCUGACCACUCUGUGUCAGAUGACUUCUACUAACAGGAUCCCAGUGACCAAGUCAGAGUGUUGCUGUGAUGGGGGCAGAGGCUGGGGCACCAACUGUGAGCUCUGCCCCUUGCCAGGGACUACCCAUUACAAGAAGAUGUGUCCUCUGGGACCUGGGUACACCACUGAUGGAAGAGAUAUUGAUGAGUGUCGUGUGAUGGGGAACUUGUGCAGGAAUGGUCAGUGUAUCAACACUUUGGGCUCCUACAGUUGCAUUUGCAAUCCUGGCUACACUAUUGACAUCACCAGCACACUGUGUGUGGAUGUGGAUGAGUGCAUACAGGCACCAAAGCCUUGUAACUUUAUCUGUAAGAACACAGAGGGAGGGUACCUCUGUUCCUGCCCCCGAGGAUACAUCCUUCAGGAGGAUAGAAAGAGCUGCAGAGAUCUGGAUGAGUGUUCGACCAAACAGCAUAACUGUCAGUUCUUAUGUGUUAACACCAUCGGUGGCUUCACCUGCAAAUGUCCUCCCGGCUUCACCCAGCACCACACUGCCUGCAUUGACAACAAUGAAUGUGCAACAGACCCCAAUCUGUGCGGCUCCAAUGGUGUCUGCCAGAACACUCCGGGCAGCUUCAAUUGCGAUUGCCAGCGGGGAUUCUCAUUAGAUCCCAGCGGACAAACUUGUGAAGAUAUGGAUGAGUGUGAUGGUUCGCACAGGUGUCAACAUGGCUGUCAGAACUUAGUAGGUGGAUACAGGUGCAGCUGUCCCCAAGGCUACCUGCAGCACUACCAGUGGAAUCAGUGUGUUGAUGAGAACGAGUGCCUGAACAGCCAGAUCUGCGGGGGAGCGUCAUGCCACAACACCCUGGGGAGUUUCCGUUGCCUUUGCCCCACCGGCUUCAACUACGAGCAGACCGCUGGAGGCUGCACGGACAUCAACGAGUGCUCCACGAGCCAGAACCCGUGCAAGUUUGGCUGUUCAAACACAGAUGGGGGAUACUUAUGUGGAUGUCCACCUGGGUACUUCCGUGCGGGGCAAGGACACUGUGUCACAGGUUUGGGCUUUACAAGUGCUGGGCAGGGAGGUGAGAUGGAGGAUAAUUCACUCUCACCUGAGGCCUGCUAUGAAUGUAAAAUCAAUGGCUAUCCCAAGAAGGGACGCAAACGCCGCAGCAUCAACUCAACGCAGGAAGAUCCUCUGGAAGACAUGCAGCUAACUGAGACAGAGGUGGUCAGCCUGGCCAGUGUGGACAUAGAAGACACUCUCCAGUUCCACCUGAACAUCAGUGACCUGAGCAACCGGGACCACAUCCUCGAGUUCACCCCGGCCUUAACCACACUCAGCGAACACGUGCGCUACAGCAUCGACUACGGGAACGAGGAAGGCUACUUCAAAGUCAGCCAGAGGGAGGGUGUCACCUACCUGCAUUUGAGCAAGAAGAAGGGCCUCGCGCCUGGCGCAUACGACCUUCAGAUCAGUAGUAUGCCCCUCUACAGGAAGAAGGAGCUGGCUGAGCUGGAGGACCAGCAUGAUAAAGACUACCUCACAGGACAGCUGGGAGACAUACUGAAGAUGAGGGUGCAGAUCAUCCUCCAUUAACCAUGACAAGACUGAGAGAGGCAGAUGCUGCCAACAGCUGCUAAUCCAGCGUCAGGCUCACACUCUCCAAAGGCCAAACAUUUCUGACUCUGGGUCAGCAGCUAAGGGGCAACUUCUACUCACUCCAACCGGGAGAAGGGCUCACCACCAAAGAGACAAGAAGGGGGUGGGGGUGGGGGAUUGACUGCUCUGUGUCAUUCGAUUACCAAAGAUGAUUCUGCAUAUCAUGGGUACAAUUUCUGUGGAAAGUACCAGCUGAACAAGGCAGUAUGAAAGAUUCCAGUCAAAUGAAGCGCGUAUUGCCCUGACACACAACUCCAGCUGUGUUUAAAGCACUAUUGAGGGUGUGAAUAGGGUUUUUAAUUGUAGGGUUUAAUGUUGUAUAAUGAUAUGUGGAAUCAGAUGCCACAUUGAAGGGCUUGUGGACUGCAGAAAGCUCUAAGGGCCGAGUUUUUUUUUUUGUUUGGUUUGUUUUUAGAACUCAGCUUGAGUGGAAAAAAGUAGGCGAGUCCCAAUAGUCUGGAAUAAUUUCAUUUCCUCCCCUCAGGUAAAUGACUAAGCAAACCUGGACACGCAGAAGUUAACACAUUUCUUUAUCCCCCCCCCCAAAUAAUUUAAAGGAGUGGAGAUGAAAAAAAUUGAGAAUGCUUAGGAGAGGAAAGGAACCCACUAUUAUGGACUAUUGAGAUGUAGCCAUGUCUGAGCUUGAACGACUCCUACUGCGUAUUUGAACUAUGCUUUUCCAUCUUUCCUACUGACUAGAAUAAGUCAUAUUUACUGGUGCUAGCAACACAUCCACAUAGACUUUUGAAUGCACUGUGCUAUCAUACAAAACUCAGUAGUGAACAAGAUACAAUCCAUCGGCCUCUCUGAAGGCUUCAUGUCUUUGCAACAAUAACAGCUAGCUUCAUAGCCUGCCUGCUCUCCUCUAUACUACAUGUAAAUUGUGUUUAUACUGUAAUAAUCAAUGCCACUUUUAAUCUAUGAAGCUUUUGUAAACUAGAGGAAGCCCCUGGAAUAGAGGGGGGGGUUGUAAUGGUGCUUAUAAUGACCAACUACUUCCUUUGUAAACUGUGUAUACAUACACACACACACACACACACACACACACACACACACACACACACACACACACACACACACACACACACACAAAAACACAUUGAUGAUGCCAAACCUGGGCCUUCAUGAUUAUGCACUGAGGCCUUCGUGGCCACAUAUUCUCUCACAGGUCAAAAUCAGUGCUGCAUUGCCACGGACCAGCCUGACACCAGUCUGUGUUCCAUGUUCACAUCAGUGAGGGUUUAGAUGUAAAUUCACAAUAAAAACUUUUUUUUGGAGUACAUGUA
Molecule: messenger RNA, 10362 nt
Organism: Archocentrus centrarchus (flier cichlid)
Lineage: Eukaryota; Metazoa; Chordata; Actinopteri; Cichliformes; Cichlidae
Gene: fbn1
Product: fibrillin 1
Exons: 66
Coding region: 323-9013 (2896 amino acids)
Molecular function (GO): calcium ion binding
Source: RefSeq, a predicted model, not a curated record